This is a messenger RNA of Branchiostoma floridae (Florida lancelet), 2533 nucleotides long. RefSeq names its product zinc finger protein 239-like. The coding region runs from base 1155 to 2288 and encodes 377 amino acids. The record is from RefSeq and is a predicted model, not a curated record. Gene Ontology annotation, biological process: negative regulation of transcription by RNA polymerase II; regulation of immune system process; regulation of cytokine production. The transcript has 2 exons. Lineage: Eukaryota; Metazoa; Chordata; Leptocardii; Amphioxiformes; Branchiostomatidae.
UUGGACACUUCCUUAUUGUUUUUACCCUGGAUAGCAAAAUCGGCAAUUUGAUUUAUUAUCGUUGUUUGCCAAGUCUUUUGCCAAGAAACACAUAUUAGUCAUCCUAUCCCACAACUUCUGUCUAAUGUCUAAUUGCCGUUUACAUUUGGACGUGUAAGCUAUAUUGUCAUGUGACUCUCUUACAGUUAUCUGGGAGGUUUUCAUGCUUUGACAAUGUUCCUAUGAAAACCAGUAUAGACAAUUUUCUAACCGGUACUUUUUUGCUAAUCGGUCCUCACAAUUGUUCUCUAAGCUGGCACACAAUCAAAGAUUUUAUGUGUUUAUGUAUUCAUUGAGGUCAAUCUGCCUUCAAAGGUCACAUUGGGAGCAUUUUCUUCUUGUUUUUACCCUGGAUAAUAAUAGCCCACAGUCAAACCUUUAUUAUCGUUGUUUGCCAAGUCGUUUGAAAGAACCACUUCUUACUCGUCCUUCUCUACAACUUUUGUCUAAUGCUGACAAAAAGAAUUCAUUUACGUUUACAUUUUGACUUCGGAGAUAUUGUCAUGUCCCUCGGAGAUAUUGUGUUGAAAAAUCAGAUUUGUAGCAAUAUUUGUGGAUGCAGUAGGCUUUAGUUAGGUGUUUUGUUGUUAUUUACUGGCAGUGACAAGGGGUCAAAAGGUCACCACCUAUGUAUAACAUGAUCAAUCCGUAAUUUUUUUUUCGUCAAAUUAAUCUUUAGAGGGCGGACAAUCAUGCCAAUGUGACUUUUUUUCAUGUUCUAAAAGUCAGGUAGGUGAUUUUUGACAGCCUCUUUCUCCCAUGAUCCCCAUGAAUAUGCAUAGGAAAUACUGCAAUGUAGCCAGCAUAGCUUAUGCCGACAGGAUUUUUGAAAAAAAUCUUUUGUGGCAUAUACCCUGAACUCGAUCGAACAUAUCCAUUUUUGGUAUUCCUAUUAUAAAAAGUGCACCCUACUAUAUUUUUUCCGCGUCGAAGCUAUUCAUCUUGUGGCCAUUAACUUUAGAAAUCCCCAUAGGCCUAAAACUGUGUUCUGCUACCGUCAACCACAACCUGCCGAACCGGUUCUGACCCUGAAGCCGUGAGGAUCUGUGUCGACGUGAAAACAGCGCGCAGUAGUCUGGAGCAUCAGCGUACCUUUGAUCUGGAGCUUAACAAACAUGGCGACUGCAGCCGGAUCUUAUCUAAAACAAGGGGAGGGAGAGGAUAGACAGGAUUCUCCACGUACCCACAAGUGCAGUUAUUGCGACAGGAAGUUUCGCUUCAAAAGUAAGCUCAAUCAACACCUGCGUAGUCACACUGGUGAGAGACCAUACCGGUGUGGUGAAUGCGGGAAACGGUUUAAUCAACUUGGAAAUCUGAAGGCACAUAUGCGACUUCACACAGGUGAGAAACCGUACAAGUGUGAAUAUUGCAACAAAGGCUUCAGUCAGUCAACUCAUCUGAAGAGACACGUGCGGAUUCACACAGGGGAAUCCAACAUGGCGACUGGAGCUGGAUCUCAUCUGACACAAUGGCAGUAUUCUCGCCGUACCCACAAGUGCAGCCAUUGCGACAAGGAGUUUCCCUUCAAAAGUAACCUCGAUCGACACCUGCUUACUCACACUGGUGAGAGACCAUACAUUUGUGGGGAAUGCGGGAAACGGUGCAGUCAGCUGGGCGAUCUAAGGAAACACAUGGUUACUCACAAAGAUAAGAGACCAUACCAGUGUGAUGAAUGUGGGGAAAUGUUUAGUCGGCUAUCUAUUCUGAAGGACCACAUGACGACUCACAUCGGUGAAAAACCGCAUCGAUGCCAGGAGUGUAGCAAGCAGUUUAGUAGGUUGAGCUAUGUGAAGAGGCACUUGCGACUUCACAAGGGUGAAAAACCGUACCAAUGUCAGAAGUGCGGUAGGCAGGUCAGUAGGCUGUGCGAUCUAAAAGUACACAUGCGGACCCACACCGGUGAAAAACCGUACAAGUGUGAACAGUGCAGCAAAUGCUUCAGCCAGUCAACAAAUUUUAGGGUUCACAUGCGGACUCACACGGGGGAACUUCCGUACAGAUGUGAGAAGUGCAGCAAGCAGUUCACUACGUUGUCAAAUUUAAAGAGGCACAUUCGGACUCACACAGGUGAGAAACCGUACAAAUGUGAGACAUGCUACAACCAUUUCCGUGAACUUGGAACCCUGAAAAAACACAUGCGGACUCACACAGGUGAGAAACCGUACAUAUGUGAGGCAUGCAGCAAGCAGUUCAGUCACCUGGGAAGUCUGAAGAAACACAUGCGGACUCACACUGGUGAAAUACCGUAAAGGUGUGAACAAUGCAACAGAAGAUUUCGCCAGUAACGUAGUCUUCGUGCGCACAUGCAAUCUCACAUCGGUGAAAGUAUCUCAAUAACGGUGUGGCAAUAACAUGUACAUAUUGUUACACAGAGAAAAAGGAUUACAUCUUAAGCUUGUGGCUUAGUAGAAAAAGCCACAAACCAAAAGUUUGUCACUUGAUCGAUUUUUUUCUUAGUAAAGGUGUUUCUCUUAAUAAAGGUGGCCUACAUGUA